UUCAGUGAGCAGAGUUUAUGCACAAGAGAAACAUCUUUCAUACUUUAAACAAGCUUACUUUCAAACCAAUUAAACGCAUGAGACAGGAAGAUGAACCAGGACUGCUAUCCACAGAAUAUGAAAUCAGUCAUUUGUUCUCUCCCACAAACCCAGAUUUCAAGGUUUAAAUCUGAAACACAAAAAGAGGAUGGCGGCACUCAUCACCUACCAUCAUCUCCAUCCAACCUUGAUUCCUAUUCUAAUCCAUUUCCCCCUCCCUCGCCAUUAAUGAAAUCUGAAACUGAUGAUUCCGAUGCAAGUGCAGAGAGCUCUCUAUCAGCUAGGACAUCAGGAAGAACUCCUGUUAUAUCAAUAUCUACAAGAUAUAAUGAACUCAAUGUACAUAAUUUCCCUGCUCCUCGCCCAUCUACCAUACAGAGUUGCAGUACGUUUUCUGUACAGUCACAUAGAAGUCAACAACCCAGUCCCAGUCCUGUUUCUCCACUAGCGUACAGUUCUACUGUUCAUCCACCCAGUCCCAGUCCUGUUUCUCCACUAGCGUACAGUUCUACUGUUCAGCCACCCAGUCCCAGUCCUGUUUCUCCACUAGCGUACAGUUCUACUGUUCAGCCACCCAGUCCCAGUCCUGUUUCUCCACUAGCGUACAGUUCUACUGUUCAGCCACCCAGUCCCAGUCCUGUUUAUACUUCACAAGCGUACAGUUCUACUGUUCAACAACCCAGUCCCAGUCAUGUUUCUCCACUAGCGUACAGUUCUACUGUUCAGCCACCCAGUCCCAGUCCUGUUUCUCCACCCAAUCAAACAAGAAACCCAAACGAUCAAAAUAUUUCAAUAUCAGGUCCCUUCUCCGAGGUUCAUCAAUCGAAUUUGAUCUUAAAAAUCCUGUCAGUUUCAGAGCUAAACCAGUCAAAUAUCCAGGAAGAUAAUUUGUUGGAUAUAUCACAUUAUCGGCCACCUACCUCCCCCUCCUCCAAUCCGAAUAUCGUCAGUGUUAUCAAACAAAAUAUUAAAACAAAUGUGACAGAGACACCUAGCGGAGAAAUUUCAAAGUAUGAUUCGGCUUCCGUACUAAAGCAGUCAAUGUCUCCACCCUGUUCUCCUUUACAGCAACUAUCUAUUGAUUCAUCAAGAUACAAAGGGUGUAUAAGAAGGGGGACAACAACCAAAGAAUUUGAAAAGGUUGUAAAAAAAGAAAUUAAAAAUGCUUUAAAAAAAGAAUGUGAAACUGAAGUUAACGAAGACGAAGGGAACUCAUCCAAGAAUGAAAAGAAGAAAGCAAGGUUUAAAGAUAGGCCGAAGUGUGUUACAUGUUCAGUUUGUGGAGACAAAGCGAUAAACCAUGUUCAUUACGGAGGUUUAUGUUGUUAUUCUUGUAAAGCUUUCUUCAGAAGAGCAGUCACGUCCAAACACCAAGACAAAAUUAGUAGAUGCCGCGGGGUUGGGCGAGAAUGUAGAUUUGAUAAGAAUAAAUAA
Messenger RNA from Eurytemora carolleeae, 1473 nucleotides. RefSeq names its product pollen-specific leucine-rich repeat extensin-like protein 2. Lineage: Eukaryota; Metazoa; Arthropoda; Copepoda; Calanoida; Temoridae. The transcript has 9 exons. The record is from RefSeq and is a predicted model, not a curated record. The coding region runs from base 91 to 1473 and encodes 460 amino acids. Gene Ontology annotation, molecular function: zinc ion binding; sequence-specific DNA binding; DNA-binding transcription factor activity. Gene Ontology annotation, biological process: regulation of DNA-templated transcription.